Nicrophorus vespilloides is the source of this 7304-nucleotide messenger RNA. RefSeq names its product CAD protein (gene rudimentary). Gene Ontology annotation, molecular function: metal ion binding; hydrolase activity, acting on carbon-nitrogen (but not peptide) bonds, in cyclic amides; aspartate carbamoyltransferase activity. Lineage: Eukaryota; Metazoa; Arthropoda; Insecta; Coleoptera; Silphidae. The transcript is spliced from 8 exons. Gene Ontology annotation, cellular component: carbamoyl-phosphate synthase complex; cytoplasm. The coding region runs from base 565 to 7233 and encodes 2222 amino acids. Gene Ontology annotation, biological process: 'de novo' pyrimidine nucleobase biosynthetic process; L-glutamine metabolic process; L-arginine biosynthetic process. The record is from RefSeq and is a predicted model, not a curated record.
UUUAUAGCCACUAAAGGCGCGCUCCAUUUUUUUCUAAAUUUGUAUUUGUCGAUUGUUGUGCAGCUGUAGAUGUAGAAAAUUUAAAACGAAAAUACUAUUAUUAUUUGUUUUCACUGGUUGUUUUGUAGGGUUUCGAUGUUAUGUUUAAAGAUUUAUGGCUUUCAGGGGAUGCAUCUGGCAUAUCAUUUACCGUUAUGUUAGGAAAACCAGGGAUGUUCGAAGAUUUUUUUGUAGGUGGGAUGAGAUCUGCAUCUUAGGCCGGGGAGGAAGAGAUGCUCGGCGUCGCGCAGUCGAUGAUAAACUUGGAUGUGUAUUAUCGUUAUCAAGGCUGUGAGCUCCUUCCACAAAUUCCAGAGUCGCGCUCUUGAAUACACAUGUACAGAAGUAAUCGCGACGCGCAACACGUGGUUUCUUGUGCUUGCUUCUGCGUGAAUUGCUGCCGGUCGUAGCUGGUUUUUCACGAAAACUGGUUCUGUACGAACAGGUAUAGUAGAGCUUGUAGAACCAUCCGGCUUUCCUUCCUCAUCUCGCACCGUCCAAACGAUUAUCAAACAGUGUUCCGAGAUGACCGCAGACGGCCAGAACGAUCCGGCCUUCCUGCUCUUGGAGGAUGGUACCGUGCUCAGGGGUCAGGCCUUCGGCGCGAGGACGCAGGUCGACGGAGAAGUCGUGUUUCAAACUGGUAUGGUAGGAUAUCCAGAGUCGUUAACGGAUCCAAGUUAUCGCGCACAAAUUUUGGUCCUGACCUAUCCGAUCAUCGGUAACUACGGUGUACCAGGAGAGCAGAAGGACGAACACGGACUUCCAUAUUUCUUCGAGUCAAGUCGCAUCUGGGCGGCAGGCCUCGUCGUCGGCGAGUACUGCGAUUCUCCGAGUCAUUGGAGGCAAGUGCAGACUUUGAACAAAUGGAUGCAGAGCGAGAACAUCCCCGGUAUCCAAGGCAUCGAUACCAGAGCUCUGACGAAGAAGAUCAGAGAGAAAGGAAGCGUUUUGGGCCGUAUCGUUUACAGUUUACCAACUCCUGAUGGCAAAACGAACCUGAAGGAUCCUAAUGAAAGGAAUCUAGUGGAAGAAGUUUCCGUUAAUGAAGUGAAAACGUACAAUCCUGAAGGAUCUCCGAGGAUCUGCGCCAUCGACUGCGGAUUGAAAUACAACCAGAUCAGAUGCUUCUUGAGCCGCGGCGCUCGCGUUGAUGUGGUUCCAUGGAACCACAAGGUUAACAUCGAUGAUUACGACGGUUUGUUCUUGAGCAAUGGACCUGGUAACCCCGUCAUGUGUGAAACCACCAUCAACAACAUCCAAAGCGUGUUUAACAGCGGUAAAAUUAAACCGAUCUUCGGUAUCUGUCUGGGUCAUCAACUUCUUUCAUCCGCCAUAGGCUGUUCCACCUACAAAAUGAAAUACGGAAAUCGUGGACACAAUCAGCCGUGCAUCCAUCACGGAACCGAAAGAUGUUACAUGACUUCGCAGAAUCACGGAUUCGCGGUGGAUGCAAAAUCUCUUCCUGCAGAUUGGGAAUCUCUUUUCUCUAAUGCUAAUGAUAAGACCAACGAGGGUAUCGUUCACUCCAGUUUACCAUACUUCAGCGUGCAAUUCCAUCCGGAGCACACGGCCGGUCCUCAAGAUCUUGAGUCGCUCUUCGACGUGUUCCUGGAUCUGGUGAAACAAUCGGCUAUAGGCGUUACGGCUUCAGCUAAAACAUUGAUCCAAAAGAACUUGGUUUACACCCCAAAAGUUUCAAUCAAAGAGAACGUUCCCAACAAGGUUUUGAUCAUUGGUUCCGGCGGUUUAUCCAUCGGCCAAGCUGGAGAAUUCGAUUAUUCCGGAUCGCAAGCCAUCAAGGCUUUGCAGGAGGAGAACAUACAAACUGUGCUUAUCAAUCCAAACAUCGCGACAGUGCAAACAUCGAAAGGAUUGGCGGAUAAAGUUUAUUUCUUGCCACUUGUACCGGAAUACGUGGAGCAGGUGAUACGCUCCGAAAGACCCGGAGGAGUUCUGCUGACGUUCGGUGGUCAGACAGGGUUAAAUUGCGGGGUUGAGCUGCAGAAGGCUGGAGUUUUCGAGAAGUACGGAGUGAAGAUUUUGGGAACGCCAAUCGAUGCUAUCAUCGAUACGGAAGAUAGGAAGAUUUUCAGCGAGAGGAUCGCGUCGAUCGGUGAAAAGGUUGCUCCAAGUAUGGCUGCAUAUUCUGUUGCAGAGGCUUUGGAAGCUGCUGAACAGCUGGGUUACCCAGUCAUGGCUCGCGCCGCCUUCUCUUUGGGAGGUUUAGGAUCAGGAUUCGCCGAUAACAAAGAGGAAUUAAAGUCUUUGGCACAACAGGCUUUGGCGCAUUCCACGCAAUUGAUCAUCGAUAAAAGUUUGAAGGGAUGGAAGGAGGUUGAAUACGAGGUGGUGAGGGAUGCUUACGACAAUUGUAUAACCGUUUGUAAUAUGGAGAACGUCGAUCCGUUGGGCAUUCACACUGGAGAAUCUAUUGUUGUUGCUCCCAGCCAGACGCUUUCGAACAAAGAAUAUAACUUGUUAAGAACGACAGCCGUUAGUGUCAUUAGGCAUUUCGGAGUUGUAGGAGAAUGCAAUAUACAGUACGCCGUGAAUCCUUACGCAGAAGAGUAUUACAUUAUCGAAGUUAAUGCUAGAUUAUCGAGGAGUUCGGCUUUGGCCAGCAAAGCCACAGGUUAUCCUCUGGCUUACGUAGCUGCGAAAUUGGCUUUGGGAAUCUCUUUACCGGAGAUUAAGAACUCCGUAACCGGUGUUACCACAGCGUGCUUCGAGCCUAGCUUGGAUUAUUGCGUUGUUAAGAUCCCUAGAUGGGAUUUGAGCAAGUUCUCAAGGGUCAGCACGAAGAUCGGUAGUUCCAUGAAAAGCGUUGGUGAGGUCAUGGCUAUCGGCAGAAAAUUCGAGGAGGCUUUCCAAAAAGCUUUGCGUAUGGUUGAUGAAAGCGUCAACGGGUUCGAUCCCUAUAUAAAAGAGGUUGAUGAUGAAGAGUUAAAGGAACCUACUGAUAAGAGAAUGUUUGUGGUGGCAGCCGCUCUUCGGCAAGGCUACAGCGUCGAUAGAUUAUACGAUUUGACGAAAAUCGAUAGGUGGUUCUUGCAGAAGAUGAAGAACAUCGUGGACUUUAACACUUCUUUAGAGAGCAUCGAUCAAAACAAUUUAUCACAUGAUGUACUGCUGCGAGCCAAGCAGAUCGGUUUCAGCGAUAAACAGAUUGCUGCGGCGGUGAAGAGCACCGAAUUGGCCAUCAGGAAGCAGAGGCAAGAUUUCAGAAUCACGCCAAGUGUAAAACAAAUUGAUACUGUUGCAGCGGAAUGGCCAGCUACUACUAAUUACUUGUACUUAACGUACAAUGCGUGCAGUAACGAUUUAAGUUUCGAUGAAGAGCACACCAUGGUCAUAGGCUCUGGUGUAUACAGGAUUGGUAGCUCAGUGGAGUUCGAUUGGUGCGCUGUUGGUUGCUUGAGGGAACUGAGGAAGUUAGGGAAGAAGACGAUUAUGGUUAACUAUAAUCCGGAAACUGUGAGUACAGAUUACGACAUGUCAGAUCGUCUGUACUUUGAGGAGAUCUCUUUCGAGGUCGUAAUGGAUAUAUACAAUAUAGAAAAUCCGACUGGAAUCAUAUUGUCCAUGGGAGGACAAUUGCCAAAUAACAUCGCCAUGGAUCUCCAUAGGCAACAGGCUAGAAUAUUGGGAACAUCUCCAGAUUCUAUUGAUGGAGCAGAGAACAGGUUCAAGUUCUCCCGUAUGUUGGACAGGAUUGGAAUUCUACAGCCCAGAUGGAAGGAGCUGACCAACCUGAAACUGGCCAUCGAUUUCUGCGAGGAAGUCGGCUAUCCGUGCUUGGUGAGACCAUCGUACGUACUUAGUGGUGCCGCCAUGAACGUGGCGCACUCUAAUCAAGAUCUGGAAACUUACCUGAACGCAGCCAGCGACGUCAGCAAGGAGCACCCCGUGGUCAUCUCCAAGUUCAUCUUGGAAUCCAAAGAGAUCGACGUGGACGCUGUAGCGUGCGAUGGCGUUAUCCUUUGCAUGGCCGUAUCCGAACACGUGGAGAAUGCUGGAGUUCACUCAGGAGAUGCCACCUUGGUCACACCACCACAAGACAUCAAUCCCGAAACUCUGAUGAAGAUCAAACAGAUUUCCAAAGCAAUCGCAGCAAACCUGGAAGUCACCGGACCAUUCAACAUGCAACUCAUCGCCAAGGAUAACGAUUUGAAAGUUAUCGAGUGUAAUGUGCGCGUCUCGAGGAGUUUCCCGUUCGUCUCGAAAACGCUCGAUCACGACUUCGUGGCGAUGGCCACCAGAGUCAUCGUCGGGGAGAAGGUGGAGCCCGUGGACGUGCUCAGCGGUUGCGGAAAGGUCGGUGUUAAAGUGCCGCAAUUCUCGUUCUCGCGAUUGGCCGGUGCUGACUUCAUGCUGGGCGUGGAGAUGGCCUCCACUGGAGAAGUCGCCUGCUUCGGAGACAACAGACACGAAGCUUAUCUCAAGGCCAUGAUGAGCACUGGCUUCAGCAUCCCCAAAAAAUCCAUCCUUUUGUCCAUUGGCAGCUUCAAGCACAAAAUGGAAUUGCUUCCGAGUAUGAGGGCACUAGACAAGAUGGGAUACAAGCUGUACGCCAGUUUGGGAACCGCGGAUUUCUACAACGAACACGGCGUAGACGUGGAGUCUGUGCAGUGGACUUUCGAAAACAUCGACGAUAUAACGAGUCAAGGAGAACUUAAGCCUUUAGCAGAGUUCUUGUCCAAGAAGCAAUUUGAUCUGGUUAUCAAUUUGCCGAUGAGGAAUGGUGGAGCCAGGAGGGUAUCAUCCUUUAUGACCCACGGUUACAGGACCAGGCGAUUGGCCAUUGAUUACUCCAUUCCUUUGGUAACAGAUGUCAAGUGCACCAAGCUCUUGGUCGACGCUCUUAGGUUGAUCGGAAAAGCACCUCCGAUGAAGACUCACUGCGAUUGCAUGUCUUCCAGACAACUGAUUAAAUUACCAGGUUUUAUAGAUACGCACGUUCACGUUAGGGAACCCGGUGCAACUCAUAAGGAGGACUUUAACUCUUGCACGGCGGCCGCCCUUGCUGGUGGAGUCACCAUGAUCUGCGCUAUGCCUAAUACGAAUCCGGCGAUCGUAGAUGAAGAGUCCUUCCAGCUGGUCAAGAAGUUGGCAGAUGCUAACGCUCGUUGCGAUUACGCCUUGUUCAUGGGAGCUUCCACCGAUAAUUAUAACACCAUCACGGAGUUCGCACCUGAAGCAGCUGGAUUGAAGAUGUACCUUAACGAAACGUUCACAACUUUGCGUUUGAAGGAUUUGACCGUGUGGUCUAAGCACUUGACCAAUUGGCCUAAACGCUGGCCGCUCUGCGUUCACGCCGAGAGCCAAACAACUGCAGCUAUACUUUUGUUAGCCAAUCUCCACAAUAGGCCUAUUCAUAUUUGCCACGUUGCCAGGAAGGAAGAGAUCCAGAUCAUCAAAGCGGCUAAGGAGAAGGGACUUAAGGUUACGUGCGAAGUGUGUCCUCAUCACUUGUUCAUGAGCACCAACGACAUAGACAAGUUAGGUCCGCUGAAGAGCCAAGUGAGGCCAGUUUUGACUUCGCCUGAGGAUCAACAAGCUCUUUGGGAUAAUCUCCAUAUAAUUGAUUGCUUUGCUACUGAUCACGCUCCUCACACUUUGGAGGAGAAGAUGAGUCCGAACGCUCCACCCGGAUUCCCAGGUUUGGAGACAAUCCUUCCGCUGCUCUUGAACGCCGUGCAUGAAGGAAGAUUGACCAUGGAAGAUAUUAUCAACAAGUUCCAUAGAAACCCGAGAAGGAUCUUCAAUUUGCCCGAACAACCGAACACUUACGUUGAAGUGGAUAUGGAUGAGGAAUGGGUCAUCCCAGCGGCAAUGCCGUACUCGAAAGCCAGAUGGACUCCGUUCACCGGAAUGAAGAUCAAAGGAUCCAUCCACAGAGUUGUGUUGAGAGGAGAAGUUGCUUACGUUGAAGGUCAAGUCCUGGUGCAACCUGGAUUCGGACAGAACGUGCGCGAUUGGGAACCGGUCAAGAAACCUACUUACCUGGACAGUCGUCCGUCAUCCGCGUUGGAUCAAAGACCGAUUUCACCAGCACCAAUGCAUGUCUACGAUUUGGACAACGAUGGACAAACCAACGAAAUCUUUUCCAGAUUGUUAGCAGCUGAACCGCAGAAGGUUCACUUUGCUAAUGAGAGUUAUUCGGAUUUGAGGAUCCAAAACAGUGCUUCGCCUAGAUUGAGAACCGAGAGCUUCAGCGGGCAUGAUGCUCAAUCGAAUCAUCAACAGCCACCCACGCACCACAUUCACGGUUUAACGAAUAAGAACAUCCUCACCGUCGAUAUGUUCAGCAAGGAGCAACUCAACGACAUCUUCAAUUUGGCGCAGACGUUCCGCGUUUUCGUCGGCAAGGACCGUCCGCUCGAUCACAUCCUGAAGGGCAAAGUGAUGGCUUCCAUCUUCUACGAGGUCAGCACUAGGACGAGCUGCAGUUUCUCCGCUGCUAUGCAGAGACUCGGUGGUCGCGUCAUCCACAUGGACGAGAGUAGUUCUUCGGCGAAGAAGGGCGAAACGCUCGAAGAUUCCAUCGAGGUGAUGGCCGGAUACGCGGACGUCGUCGUGCUCCGCCAUCCGACACCUGGUUCCGUUCUGAAAGCAUCCCGUCAUUGUCGUAAACCGAUGAUUAAUGCUGGCGAUGGCAUCGGAGAACAUCCGUCUCAAGCUCUGCUGGAUGUGUUCACCAUUCGUGAAGAGAUCGGCACCGUCAAUGGCCUCACCAUCACUUUAGUUGGUGAUCUGAAGAACGGACGCACCGUGCAUUCCUUAGCCAGACUUCUGACUCUCUACAACGUUCAGCUACGGUACGUUAGUCCACCGAACCUCAAGAUGCCCAACCACAUCGUUCAGUACGUGAAAUCGAAGGGCAUUUCUCAAGAAGAGUUCACAAGUUUGGAGUCUGUCCUCCCAGAUACUGAUGUCCUGUACAUGACCAGAAUUCAAAGGGAACGUUUCGACACUGACGAGGAAUACAAACAGGCGUGUGGACAUUUCGUGGUGACGCCGAAGCUGAUGACCAGGGCGAAGAGGAAAAUGGUUGUGAUGCAUCCGCUUCCGAGGGUUUUCGAGAUCAGCCGCGAUUUCGAUUCCGAUCCACGGGCUGCCUACUUCAGGCAAGCCGAGUGCGGAAUGUUUGUCCGCAUGGCCCUUCUGGCUAUGGUCCUCGGUAAAUGCUGAUCAGCAAUUUGCAUGUUUUCUUUUUAUCCAAUUAUUUUUGUUAAUAUAUAAAUACAACUUUUUAUUUCCAA